UAAUAUUAUUCUUCUUGCCUGAUCAGUGUGAACUGAAGUUGAAUGAAGGAGAAACUCAACUGCUCUCUUUUUGACGUCCUUUUAACUUCAAAAUUGCUCGUCAAUUUCGAAGAUAUUUAGCGCAAAUCACAAUGAGGUAUUUCACAAAUCGACUUCCGGAUUACAAGGCAGGCACUCCCGUGGAAAUCCCGCACGAACACUUCCGUGAGCGGGUGACCUCGAUUGUGGAUGCCGUGGCCCAGCACGUGCAGCCCCGUCACCUGCAGAACUGCGAAGGGGGGCUGUACGUGGGCUCGGCCGGGGUAGCCUACUCUCUGCUUCACAUCACUCGGACCGGGCAGUUUCCCAAGGAGUCCCUACGAUACCUGGGCCUGUGCAAGCAGUACCUGGUAGGGUGCGUGGAGUACGAGAGUCGAAGCAAGAAGGAGGCCGGAGCGUCUUUCCUCUGUGGCGCGUGUGGAGUGCAUGCCGUGGGGGCGCUGUACUCUUCGUCAUCCAAGUCUGAGGCCAGCAAUCAUGCAGCCGCACAAUAUCUUGAAAGUUAUGCAGGUUUUGCCAAGGUCUGUACCCCAGUCAAAUUUCUGGGGCCGAGUGGAUCGGACGAGUUGCUGGUCGGUAGGGCUGGAUACUUGUGUGGAGUUCAACUGCUGGCCCAGAAACUUGGCAAACAGGUUUUGAGCCAAGAGGCCCUCCAUACCCUGUGCAAGGUGGUCGUCGAAUCCGGCCGUAACUACUCCAAACGUCACCAUUCUCAGUCACCCCUGAUGUACUCGUACUAUGACACAGAAUAUCUAGGAGCAGCGCAUGGUCUGUCGGGAAUCUUACAAGUCCUGCUGGGCUUUCCUGAUUUCAUCAAGUCCGAUCCCUCCAUCGAAAAGGACAUCCGAGAUUCUGUUGACUUCCUGGUGAAAUGCCAGACGGAACACGGCGGGAACAUCCCACCAGCCCUGGACGAAUGCGGACGCCAGACUAGACCCGCAGAGCAUGAGUUGGUGCAUUGGUGUCAUGGGGCACCAGGAGUCGUCUACCUAUUCGCCAAGGCCUACCUGACAUGGAAGGACGAAGCCUACCUCCAAGCCUGCCUGAGAUGCGGCGACGUGACCUGGGAGAAAGGUCUCCUCAAGAAAGGUCCCGGACUCUGCCACGGCAUCGCCGGCAGUGGGUACGUCUUCUUGCUCCUCCACCGCUUGACCGGCGACAAGAAGCACCUGCACCGCGCUCUUCAGUUUGCCGCAUUCAUGGAGGAGGACCAGUUCCGGAGAGAAGCGCGGGUGCCAGACGCACCGUACAGCUUGUACGAGGGGCUGGCCGGCACUGCGUGCUUCCUGGCGGACUUGCUGGAACCGGAAAAAGCUGAGUUUCCGUUCUUCAAUGUCUUCUGAGCGUACUUUCGGAGCGUUGAUUUUCAGUAGAUAAUUUCUUUCACUUGAACAAAGACUUGGUAGUUGUGUAAAACUAACCUUGAUCUUGGGCCUACCUUGUGGAUCUGCGAAACUCAGAAAUGCGCUAAGCACGGAAUAUAUUUUGCUUAGCAGAUAUAGAUAACCAGCCAAAAUGCCGUGCGAUGUAUAUUGCUUGCAACUGGCUCUCCGCUGAUUUAUGCUUAGCACAAUAAUUUGGUGAGCAUUAAUUUGUGCUUAUCAUUUCCAUGAGCUUAGGCACAAUGUGAAAUUAUUGUAAUCUUGCCCUUGCUAGUCUCUAUACAGGGGUAUAUGCAAAACUUGCUAUUUAUUAUUCAUGUAUUCGCAUGUCGCUAAAAGUUAACAAUUACAAUUAGGUACAGUAAUUGUUAUCUUACCCAUAGUACAGCAUCAAUACCCAAUAAGUCUCCAUACAGGUCACAUGCGAAACUUGCUAUUUAUUAUUCAUAUAUUCGCGUGUCGUUAAAAGUUAACAGUUGCAGUGUACAGUAAUUGUUAUCUUGCCCAUAGCAUAGCAUCAAUACCCAAUAGUCUUCAUGCAGGUGUAUAUGCAAAACUUGCUAUUUAUUAUUCAUAUAUUCGCAUGUCAUGACAAUUUAACAGUUGCAAUUAGGUACAGUAAUUGUUACUUGCCCACAGCACAGCACCAAUACCCAAUUAGUCUGAAUACAGGUGUAUAAACUUGCUGUUUAUUAUUCAUGAAUUCGCAUGCCGUUAAAAUUUAACAGUAGCAGUUUAAAGCUGUCUUUGCCAGAUCUAUAUUUGUCAGAUCAGAUUCCUUUGUUACUCAAUGGAUGCCCCCCCCAAAAAAAAAUUGUUUGCAUUCUCAUUAAUAAUAGAUUCAUUGACAUUUAUGGGGAUGAAAUAAUAGGCCAAGCCUUUGUUGGUUAUGAGACAAUAAAACAAUACAAAAUCAUAAAUUCACUCCAAGUGUUUUGUUUUCAAGUCAUAGUAGAUACUGCAUGUAUACUGGUACAUUUACCAGUAGGUUUAUAGUUCAUACUUUUGUAGAUUGCUCAAAGCGAUUAACAAAGAAAUCUAACCUCUUUUAAAAGUUUGAAUUUAAUUCACUCGGUGUCUUUGAGACAAUAUUUUGUUUGUUGAACUUUAGGUAUUAAGUGUGGAAAUGGUGUUUUAUGAUAUUGCUUGAAAAUUCAUCGAAAUUAAGGUGUUUUUGAAAGGGAAUGGUGUUAAUUAUUAUAGUAUGAAACUCAAGUGGGUUAAACCCUAAUUAAACUAUCACUGUUAGCAGUGUUCUUGUUAAUUAAAGAGAUAAUAAUAUGAGGGAAAGGAAAUACUUAUUUUAAAUGGUUCAAACUUAAGGUGGAUCAGAGAAUUAUUAACUUUCGUGCUGAAGUAGGACGAUUAUGGAAGACAUUUUAAAAUCAGGAUUAGAAAAGUUACAAGUUAGAAAGUUUUCACGUCUUAAAGAUGUUGGCAAAAUAUCUUUCUUACAAGAUGGCUGUUAUUUGAUGAAAUGAAACUGAAGAUAUAAAAAUAAAAAUCUUUUUAAUUCUUACCCUGAUGUAUUCUUUUGAGCAAUAUUUUCAAAAGUGGUUAUGAUUAAAGAUAUACUGUAUUUUAUCAUUAACAAG
Molecule: messenger RNA, 3016 nt
Organism: Patiria miniata (bat star)
Lineage: Eukaryota; Metazoa; Echinodermata; Asteroidea; Valvatida; Asterinidae
Gene: lancl3
Product: lanC-like protein 3
Exons: 5
Coding region: 132-1382 (416 amino acids)
Biological process (GO): peptide modification; carbohydrate metabolic process
Cellular component (GO): plasma membrane
Source: RefSeq, a predicted model, not a curated record